Molecule: messenger RNA, 2579 nt
Organism: Myzus persicae (green peach aphid)
Lineage: Eukaryota; Metazoa; Arthropoda; Insecta; Hemiptera; Aphididae
Product: sodium-coupled neutral amino acid transporter 9-like
Exons: 12
Coding region: 857-2485 (542 amino acids)
Biological process (GO): amino acid transmembrane transport
Molecular function (GO): amino acid transmembrane transporter activity
Source: RefSeq, a predicted model, not a curated record
CAUCACUUUUAGUUUAUGCGAUGAUUUAUUAUUUAUAUGCUAUCGAAAUUUUACACGAAGUAUAGACUAAGAGUGGAUAAGUACUAAAUAUUAUACGAUUUAAGUAAAUAGGUUAUGGUCUAUGGCUAUUGGCUAAUAUAAUAUAAUAUUAUGUCUGAUUAUGCACGAUGCACCUUUACAUUAACGGGAUAUCGCGAUAACAUGUUAUUUAGCUUCAAUGAUCUAUAAAUAUUGAACGGACCGAUUGGCCAUGAAAAUCGUUCAACAAUAAUAUCCAAGAUUGCAUAAAAAGAGUUAGCGAAUACACACUUCGUACGUAGGUACAUACCUUAAAAAUAAUUAGCAAUUACAUUUUUAUCACACAAAUAAUAUUGUAUAUACAUAUAUAUCAGGUGUACAUAAUAUAUUUAUACGCGAAUCGGUUUCUGUGCUGACUAUAACUACUGAAUUUAAUCUGGCCUUGUUUUCAAUCUCAGUUUUUGCAUAAGCAUUGGUAUUAUCUUAUUUUUCCAAGCCACGCCUUCUUUUUGCGCCUUUGACCAAACUGCCUUAUUUAAACGAUAUGCAUCUUCUGCCCGAAAAUUAUUGACGGUCUACUAUACUAUAAUAUAGACGCGCGCGAUUCCAUAAAGUAGGCUAUGAGAACAAGGUGAAUAGAGUUUAAGGGUCAUUGUUAUUGAUAAGAUUCGAACAACAUAGCACAGCAGGUAGCAGUAGUGUAAAUGGAAAAAUAAAAGACAUAGCUCCGAGAGAGUCUUACGAGUGCGUUAGAUAUGUAACCAUGUGGAGUAAAUGUAUUACAAUUUAUUAUUAAAACAAUCAUCCUAUUUGUUUUUAUUAUGAACACUUAAAAGCAAUGGGUAGAGUUUCUAAGAAGUCGUUUAAAAGGUCCAGUAGACCCAGGGCCAAGUCUAUGAUCACGGAUUGUGAAAUCCAACCACUAUUAAAUACAGAACUGAGCAGAACAAGCAUAGCAGAUAAUGGAUUCAUAUUCAAAUAUGAUUCGGAAAACAGUGAUUUAGAGAAUAAUAAAGCACCUACAACUCAGUCAAAGGCCAAUGAAUUACUAUAUCCGUAUUACUUGAGGUCUUUUAGUUUGGACUAUGAUAUACUAAACAGGCCAAAAUUUUAUCGAAAAUUACAGCCUUACAUUCCAUUAGGCGAUACUAUUACCAAUGAGCCAUACACCCAAAAUAGUAUAAUUACCAUUUUCGCAAUAUGGAACACAAUAAUGGGAACAUCCCUAUUGGCAAUGCCUUGGAGCGUGGAACGUGCAGGACUAGUGAUGGGGUUAUUACUAAUGUUCAUCAUAGCUGCACUAUGCUUAUACACGUCCAAUCGCAUUCUUAGAGUGCAAGUACUUCACGGAAACGAUACCGGCGAAGUAGCACAAUUGAGCAAAAAGUUGCUGGGCCCUUGGGCCGAAGUAAUAGCGAAACUAUUCUCGUUCAUAAUUUUACUAGGUGCCAACAUAGUGUACUGGAUAUUGAUGUCGAAUUUUUUAUAUUAUUCUGUCGGAUAUGUUCACGAUUUGCUCUUUGCGGACGAAAACACGGGGUCGUUCGACUUCAACACUACUAACCUUAUAUGUCCAAGCAAUUCGGACUAUAUAAAUGCUACGUCCAACACGACCAGGCAGUGGACAUUAUACGAACGAAUUUGGGAUCUCAACACAACGGUACCGAUAUUUCUCGUCGUGAUCGUUGCCCCGCUGUUGAACUUUAGAUCGGCCACGUUUUUCACGAAGUUUAAUUCUUUGGGAACUCUGGCUGUGCUGUAUCUAUUCAUAUUUGUCCUAAUAAAAUCAUAUAGUUGGGGAAUAAAUAUGUCUGCACCAACUAUAGAAGGAUUAACAGAUUAUUCUGAAUUUUAUAAAAACACAUUUCCUGCAACGUCUGGUAUGCUUACAUUAUCGAUGUUCAUACAUAAUAUUAUCAUUACGAUAAUGAGAAAUAAUGAAAAUCAAAAACAUAAUGGCCGUGAUCUAUCAAUAGCAUUCACUCUUGUUCUCCUAACAUAUAUAUUAAUUGGAAUUACUUUCUAUGUAUGUUUUCCAUUAGCUAAAUCAUGCAUCGAGGAUAAUUUUUUGAACAAUUUUCCUAGAACAGAUGUAUUUAGCAUCAUUGCUAGAGUUUUUCUAUUCUUUCAAUUAUUGACUGUCUAUCCUUUGAUAUCAUACAUGCUACGAGUACAAGUGUUUGCAGCUCUUGAGCUAUCAAUCUACCCCAGUGUUUUACACGUUAUUGCACUUAAUUGUUUUGUAAUUUUCAUAUGCAUAUUAUUUGCAAUCUUCAUGCCACAUAUAGGAACAGUAAUACGAUUUAGUGGAGCAAUUUGUGGAUUUGUCUACAUAUAUACAUUACCAACCAUGUUACAUUUGGCAUCACAGAGAAGGCGCAAUCUUUUAACAUUUGGUUCAGUCAUUUUUCACAUUUCAAUAUCAUUAAUCGGACUAGCUAAUCUAAUUGCUCAAUUUUUCGUUUGAAAAAUAACUUUAAAUUUUGUUUAAAAAAGUUUAAAGUAAAACCUGUAAAUUAUUAUUGAAAUUAAUAUAGCCAAUUUAUUUUCAUAUUCAUUAA